AUGGCCCAGGCCAACUUCGACCGCAGGCGUAUCAAUGGUCCGGACGAGAGCUUCCAACCGAUAUUUGACUCUGACGAGGAAGAUGAGACGAGAUGGAAGCCGGGCAAGCCUAGGAAAGGGCGGGGAGCGCGCGACAUUCGACCAAUCUUCUUGAAGGCUGGUCUGAUCAAUCAAGCGAACGGAUCUGCAUAUAUUGAGACUGAGAGAACCAAGAUUGCGUGCGCGGUGUACGGCCCACGACAAUCAAAAACCACUGUCUACAAUGAGAAGGGCCGAUUGAAUGUCGAAGUCAAAUUCGCGCCUUUCUCAUGUAAGCGACGAAGAGUUCCGAUACGCGACGCAGAAGACCGGUCGGUUGCUGUCCAGAUCCAGCAAGCUUUGGUAUCGGCAGUACGGCUUGAACUCCUUCCAAAAUCUACGAUAGACAUAUUCAUUAUAGUCAUCGAGAACGACGGCAUGGAAGGGUGCAUUGCGUCAGGGUCAGUAGCUGCCAGUGCGGCUCUCGCGGAUGCUGGGAUUGAAAUGCUUGGGUUGGUAGCGUCAUGCUCAGCCGCCGUCGUUGGGGAGGAAAUCUGGCUUGACCCAACGGAAGAGGAAGAGAAAGUCUCCUCAGGAACGCUGAUACUUUCGGGAAUGCCAGCUCUUGGAACUAUCACCAACGUGUGGCAGUCUGGUUCCAUGGCACCUGAGGAUGCAAUGAAGUGUAUGGAGGCAUGCCAAGAGCGGUACACGGACAUACAUGCCGUGAUUGCGCAGGCACUCCUCGAGAAUGUGCAGACUACAUGAUAUCUUCAUGACGCAUUGCCACGAGUGACGGAUAUUCAGGCCUGUUAGUACGGAGCGGGCGAGCUGCCCAUUCACGUCCCUCGCUUGACACCUCCUUAUGUGCCAGUAUUGGCAACUCUUUUCCUGUGAUCUUGUCUCUCGAACUGGGUCGGAUUUAGUGCCACGUCUCGUAUGUGAGUGUAUGUUCAAGGGAAACGCUAUUCGGGCGAUAUGCUUCUCGG
This is a messenger RNA of Dichomitus squalens LYAD-421 SS1, 1007 nucleotides long. RefSeq names its product mRNA transport regulator 3. Gene Ontology annotation, biological process: poly(A)-dependent snoRNA 3'-end processing; rRNA catabolic process; U4 snRNA 3'-end processing. The record is from RefSeq and is a predicted model, not a curated record. NCBI's taxonomy places the organism in Eukaryota, Fungi, Basidiomycota, Agaricomycetes, Polyporales, Polyporaceae. The transcript is spliced from 6 exons. Gene Ontology annotation, cellular component: cytoplasmic exosome (RNase complex); nucleolus; nuclear exosome (RNase complex). Bases 1 to 786 code for a protein of 261 amino acids.